UUUGGUUAACCCCCGGCGGAGCAAAGCGUAUUUUGUUUCGUAUUUGGUUUUUUCAGUAAUCGGCAAACAACGCGAGCGAACGUACGCAUAUAUUGGGGCCGCCUAAUAUUUUUUGUACCCCCCCUCUGACAUCAUUCCUUCUUUUUAUUUUUUGCGGCGUUCGUGUGCGUGCGAUUUUUUGUUCUUUUUGUUUGUUUGAGUGCUCACAUUUCUUCUGCGUCACCUGUGGUGUGGUCUCUCUUUUUGCCGCCUGCGCUACUCCUUCAGUCGUCGUCGUGUAAUACCGCUAUGCCCGGGCUCAGGCGCACCUGCGCAGCCGCCCCCCGUCCGUGUGUGGAAACGAAGUGGAUCGCCAGGAAUCGAUAACCAGAGAGAGGAGAGCUGAAGCUGAAGCCAAAGCCGAAUCCGAAUCCGAGGCCACAAGGAUCUAUCCAUAAUCGAUAUAGCAAAAAAAAAAAAAAAAAAACUGCCAUACACCACGCUACUCUACCCGCUCUCUCUCCCUCUCUCUACCUCUGCCUCUGCCUCGGCCGUUCACCAUGUAUUCGGCGGUCCGCACCCACGACUACGACUAUCCCGAAUCGGAGAUGGACGAGCGCGAGAGCCUGUACUUUGACACCAUUUCGCUGGCGGAUUCCGAGGCGGCGGCUGCCGCAGCCGCCCAUCGCAAAUCGCUGUCACAGUCGCGGAACACUAUCUACCAUUCGGCCGUGGAUCUGGCCAAUGAUGAGACACGCAACAGCCUGCGGCUGGGUAGUGGCGCCGCUGCCGAGCAUGCUGCUUUGGCGUGGCAGCCCGGCUAUCGGCAGUCGACGGCCUUGGAGCACCUGAACGGUGGAGGCGAUCAAACGGAUGCAGCGAUUGCUGCACAAAUGCUGGCCCUGCACAACGGACGGAAUCAUUUGCCCACGGGGAUUGGUGUUGGCGGCCAUACAGGAGCUGGAGCUGGAGCAGGAGCAGGAGGUGGUGACGAUGAGGUCUCUAGACGUCUGUUAAGAAAUAGUAGCACAGUUUCUAAUAAAGAUAAGAAAUUGCCAAUUACAUACUCCCAGUGGAAAUUGAGGACCUACAGACGCUUUGAUGAUGGCAAACGGAGCGUGGACUUUGUGCUGGCCUACAAUGGCGAGGAUCAGGUGGAGGAUCAUCGUCGGAAGCGGGAGAUCUUCGAGGCGAAUCUGCAGAGGGAGGGCUUGCAGCUGGAGCACAACAAAGUGCAGCGCGUGCACUUUAUCAAGAUCCAUGCCCCCUUCGAGGUGCUCUAUCGCUAUGCGGAGAUAUUGAAGAUCAAGGUGCCACUGAAGCCAAUACCGGGCCAGGAUCAGAUCUUCGAUGAGGCGGCGCCCGCCUUCAAGUCCUGCUUCACCCGCAUGUGCCGCAGCCUCUUCAGUUCCGUGCAGCUGAACACGGAACUCUUUCCCGAACGAGAGCCACGCAUCCACCUGGAGUUCUCACGCAACUAUCUGGAGCUGUACGACACAGAGCAUCCAAACUUCUUCGAUGACAGCACUCGGUACUCCAUCAUCAACUUUAUACUGCAGCGACAGCACUUUCUCGAAGGCGAGGAAACAGUCGACAAUCUGGGCGUCGAGAAGCUCGUUCAAGAUGGCAUCUAUACAUGCGCCUACACCCUCCACGAUAAAGCGGACAGGGAUCGUCUGCUCAAGGAGUGGGCCAACAUCACCAAGUGGAAGAACCUCCAGCCACUGGACCAAAUCAAAGACUACUUCGGUGCCAAGGUGGCAUUAUACUUUGCCUGGCUGGGAUUCUACACUCAAAUGUUGAUACCCAUAAGCAUAUUCGGUUUGCUCUGCUUCCUAUACGGCUUUGUGACGUGGAGCAGUGAUCCGAUCAGUCGUGAUAUCUGCGAGGAUAGCGGAACGAUCAUGUGUCCGCAGUGCGAUCGCAGCUGCGACUAUUGGCGCCUGAACGAGACGUGCACGUCUUCCAAGUUUAAUUAUCUGAUAGACAACAAUAUGACGGUGGUGUUUGCCCUGGCCAUGGCCAUUUGGUCGGUGACGUAUUUGGAGUUCUGGAAACGUUAUUCGGCGGGACUGGUGCAUCGCUGGGGCCUGACUGGAUUCACACAUCAUGUGGAACAUCCGCGUUCCCAGUAUCUGGCAAAGAUAUCGCGCUCGAAGCGGCUGGCUGGCAAUACCCAGGGCACUGGCAUACUGGAUCCGGAUGUGCCCUUCUGGAGCAUCAAGUUCCUGCCCAACUUUACCAGCUACAGCAUCAUGGUGUUGUUUAUUUGCAUAUCAGUGAUUGCCAUUGCGGGCAUCAUCAUCUAUAGAAUGGCGCAGCGUGCCUCACACAGCAUCCUGGGCAGCGAGAACUCGAUGACCUUUAAAGUGAUGAUCCUGCCCAUGACGGCGGGCAUCAUCGAUCUGAUUGUCAUCUCGCUGCUGGACCUGGUCUACUCCAAUCUGGCCGUGCGUCUGACCAACUACGAGUACUGCCGCACCCAAACGGAGUACGACGAGAGCCUCACCAUUAAGAACUAUGUGUUCCAGUUCGUCAACUACUAUUCCUCGCUCUUCUACAUAGCCUUCCUGAAGGGCAAGUUUGUUGGCUAUCCGGCUAAAUACAAUCGCGUGCUGGGCUUCCGCCAGGAGGAGUGCAAUCCGGGCGGCUGUCUCAUGGAGCUCUGCAUGCAGCUGGUGAUAAUUAUGGCCGGCAAGCAGGCAGUGAACGCCAUUGUCGAGAUGCUCAUUCCCUAUCUUAUGCGCACCGUCAAGGAGAUGAUUUAUCGUCAUGGCUGGUACAAGAGCCACAAGGAGCAGCGACUGGUGCCCUACAAUCAGUUUACCGAGGACUACAAUCUACUGCCCGCCGAGAAUAAUUCGCUUUAUGUGGAGUACCUGGAAAUGGUCGUGCAAUUCGGCUUUAUCACAUUAUUCAGCCUGGCCUUUCCGCUGGCACCGCUGCUGGCGCUGCUCAACAAUGUGAUCGAAGUGCGUUUAGAUGCCAUCAAGAUGCUGCGCUUUCUGCGCCGACCAGUGGGCAUGCGAGCCAGGGACAUUGGCGUGUGGCACAACAUCAUGACUGUAGUCACACGCAUAGCCGUGGCCUCUAGCGCCAUGAUAAUUGCAUUUAGCACAAACCUCAUACCGAAAAUCGUGUACGCAGCCUCAACGGGCGACCGGGAGCUCAACGGGUAUCUAAACUUUACGCUGGCGUACUUCAACACCAAGGACUUUCAGCUGCAGCCACUGCUCGGGGGCAGUCAGUAUGUGAAUGAGACGGAGUGUCGCUACACAGAGUUCCGGAAUGCGCCCACGGACGAUCAUCCGUACAAGCGGCCCAUGAUCUACUGGAAAAUACUCACGGGUCGUCUGGCCUUCAUAGUCAUCUAUCAGAACAUCAUCAAUAUGCUGCAGGGCGUGCUGCGCUGGGCCGUGCCCGAUGUCUCUGGUCGACUGCUGAAGCGGAUCAAGCGCGAGAAUUUCCUGCUGCGCGAACACAUCAUUGAGUACGAGAAGCAGCAUGCCAUGCUGCAGGCCCAGACAGCAGUCCACAUCCAGCAGACCAAGAGCCAGGAGUCAUCGGGGCUGCGCCAGCGCCAUGGUGCUGGUGAUGAGGAUGCCACCUCCUUUGUUUAAAAGCCUUGGCCGUCUGCUUGCCUGCCUGCCUUUAUAUAUAUAUAUUUUUGUAUAUCUAUAAGUUCAUUCCAUAAGUUUCUUUUAUUUCUUGUAUUAUAUAUACACGCGGACACACGUCCAGCAGUUGAUGUUGUGCUUUGUACUUAAGAUGAUUUUUAUAAUGCGUGUUUUUAGAAUCGAAAGUGCUCAACGAAACGGAGAGUCAAGCAAUUUGCAUUUUUAUAUAGGGUAUACCAUACCAUAUACUUGAUAUACAUUAUUGUUGAAUGGUUUGUUCAGAUAUAUUUAAUUUAUGUAUUUUGUACGAGAGAAUCAUCUUUGCUUUUGCCAGCGCCAGCAGCACACAGAAAUUAUACAGAUAUACAUAAUAGAUAGAUAGAAAGAUAUAUAUAUAUAUGAUAUAUAGCUAUAUUUGUAUUUUGUAGGAAGGGUAUGAUAUACACCAAAUGUCCAAAUGUGCAUUAUUCGAUUAUUCUGUAUUGUAUUGUAUUAUUUAUUGUUUUGUGCAUUGCAUGCCAUGGAAAUGAAACGAAAAAGUUGAAAGCGAACGGACAGGAGGUCAUCAAUGAACAAAAAACGAAUUAUACACCAUUGUAUAUUUGUACAAUACAUACAUACAUGUGCUAUGUAUACUAAAACACUAAGAAACAAUCCAAUGUACCUUACCAUACAUAUAUAUAUAUACAUAUACUACCUACAACAAAACGAACACAAACAUAUGACAUAUGUACCACAGUCCUCUGCCCAUCCCAGAAACCAUCAUUGUUUUUUGAUUGUUGAUCCCUUAAGGAAUACCUAUGAAUGUCUUUUGUAUGUACAAUCUCUGAAGAUGAUCCCCCAAUCUAGUAUAAAGUGAAUUGUUGUUUUGAUAAACAUAUUUAUGCAUACGAUUGCAACGAUUGCGUUUACAAUACAAAUAAUGUUAACAAAUUACGAAUACGAUUACGAAACGCAUCUGAACUAAAAAAUGAAGCAAAAAUCCCCGAAUAAAGAAUGAUUGAACCAGCAGUCAACGAAUUGAAAGAGAA
Messenger RNA from Drosophila miranda, 4627 nucleotides. RefSeq names its product anoctamin-6. The coding region runs from base 540 to 3599 and encodes 1019 amino acids. The record is from RefSeq and is a predicted model, not a curated record. Gene Ontology annotation, biological process: chloride transmembrane transport. The transcript has 9 exons. Gene Ontology annotation, molecular function: chloride channel activity; protein dimerization activity. NCBI's taxonomy places the organism in Eukaryota, Metazoa, Arthropoda, Insecta, Diptera, Drosophilidae. Gene Ontology annotation, cellular component: plasma membrane.